This is a messenger RNA of Manis javanica (Malayan pangolin), 2072 nucleotides long. RefSeq names its product vasoactive intestinal peptide receptor 1 (gene VIPR1). Gene Ontology annotation, cellular component: plasma membrane. Gene Ontology annotation, molecular function: peptide hormone binding; vasoactive intestinal polypeptide receptor activity; G protein-coupled peptide receptor activity. Gene Ontology annotation, biological process: cell surface receptor signaling pathway; adenylate cyclase-modulating G protein-coupled receptor signaling pathway. The record is from RefSeq and is a predicted model, not a curated record. Lineage: Eukaryota; Metazoa; Chordata; Mammalia; Pholidota; Manidae.
GACCCAGCCUCCCUGGGGAGAUGCCUAGGCCGAGAUGUCUGAGGGCGGGAUGGUUCAUCCUCUGAAGCACAGCCCCACCCGAGCCUGGCCGCGCAGGGCCCAGGAACCCAGCCUGUGCCGAGGUGGCCUUCCAGGUCUCCUGGGUUACGGGGAGGCACCGACGGACCCAGAGUCAGGACUCACGUUUCCUCUCGCCUUCUGGCGCUAGGGUUGAAUUGGGGCGAUUGAAAAUGGGUCAAAGCACCCACCCUAAUUCCUUGUCGCUUGCAGCCCAGGACCCUACGCAGGCCGGAGGCCACAGCCUGGGGCAUAAGACGCGCCAUGUCCUGUCUCGGACCCGCUCGCCCGCCCCAGCCCUCCAAGGGAAAUAGGAGGCUGGCGGGAAGACCUGGAGGAGGUGGCUCUGAAGGUGGACUAGAAGAGCGCCCUGGGUGGGGCUGAGGGGGCUUGAGUGAGUGGGAGACCGCUGCCAGGCGCUUGGAAACGUCGUGAGCCACGCACGGAAGGGUGGGGCGUCUUGGGAUCUCGAGACUCCGGGGAUGCGGUCCUAGCGGGUAAGGCAGGACGGCUGGGCAAUCCCGCUGCAGUGGGAAGAGUGUGACUACCUGCAGAUGAUCGAGGUGCAGCACAAGCAGUGUGUGGAGGACACCCAGCCAGAGAACAAGACGGCAGGCUGCAGCAAGAUGUGGGACAACCUCACCUGCUGGCCAGCCACCCCUCCAGGCCAGGUGGUCGUCUUGAGCUGCCCCCUCAUUUUCAAGCUCUUCUCUCCCAUUCAAGACCUCAACGUGAGCCGCAGCUGCACGGAUGAGGGCUGGACACACCUGGAGCCUGGCCCGUACCCCACUGCCUGUGGCUUGGAUGACACGGGCCUGAGUUUGUAUGAGCAGCAGACAGCUUUCUACAGCUCUGUGAAGACUGGCUACACCAUUGGCCACAGCCUGUCCCUCGCCGCCCUUCUGGUCGCCACGGUCAUCUUGAGCCUGUUCAGGAAGCUCCACUGCACGAGGAACUACAUCCACAUGCACCUCUUCAUAUCCUUCAUCUUGAGGGGGACCGCUGUCUUCAUCAAAGACAUGGCCCUCUUCCGCAGCGACAGCGAGGAGUCGGACUCCUGCUCCACAGGCUCGGUGGGCUGUAAGGCAGCUGUGGUCUUACUCCAGUACUGUGUCAUGGCCAACUUCUUCUGGCUGCUGGUGGAAGGCCUCUACCUGCACACACUGCUUGUCAUCUCCUUUUUCUCAGAGCGGAAGUACUUCUGGGGGUACAUACUCAUCGGCUGGGGAGUGCCUGGCACAUUCACCAUGGUGUGGACCAUCAUCAGGAUCUAUUUCGAGGAUAAUGGAUGCUGGGACACCAUCAGCUCCCCACUGUGGUGGAUCAUAAAGGCGCCCAUCCUCACCUCCAUCUUGGUGAACUUCAUUCUGUUUAUUCGCAUUAUUCGAAUCCUGGUUCAGAAACUUCGGUCCCCAGAUGUUGGCAAGAGUGACAGCAGCCCUUACUCGCGGCUGGCCAAGUCCACCCUUCUGCUGAUCCCUCUGUUUGGAGUUCACUACGUCAUGUUCGCCUUUUUCCCAAGCAACUUUAAGGCUGAAGUGAAAAUAGUCUUUGAGCUGGUUGUGGGGUCCUUCCAGGGUUUUGUGGUGGCCAUCCUCUACUGCUUCCUCAAUGGUGAGGUGCAGGCGGAGCUGCGGCGGAAGUGGCGGCGCUGGUACCUGCACGGCGGCCUGGACUCGGAUCCCAAAUACCAGCACCCGUCAGGAGGCAGCAACGGGGCCACCUGCAGCACGCAGGUCUCCAUGCUGACCCGCGUCAGCCCGGGCGCACGCCGCUCCUCCAGCUUCCAAGCCGAAGUCUCCCUGGUCUGACCACCGGGGACCCAGGGCGGCUGCGCCCGCCCGCACCCCCACCCCUACCCCGGCAGCACCGGGGACAGAGGCGAGGCCUGCUCGGGCGAGACCGGCCCCAGCCCUGGGCUCGGAGGCUGCCCCGGCCCCCAGGUAUCAUGGGCACAGGCUUCCUUGGAGAACUGUGCCCUUGCGCCUGCACGGAGCGAGGAGGGGCAUAGAUCC